CCACCUUCCCAGAGAUGUGGUACGGCGUGUUCCUGUGGGCGCUCGUGUCCUCGCUCGCCUUCCACCUGCCCGCCGCGCUGCUGGCGCUCUUCACGCUGCGCCGCCACAAGUACGGGCGCGUCAUGUCGCUGAGCCUCCUGCUCAUGGGCGUCGUGGGACCCAUCACGGCCGGCAUCCUCACAAGUGCUGCCAUUGCUGGAGUAUACAGAGCUGCCGGGAAGAAGAUGAUCCCGUUCGAAGCCCUCAUCCUGGGAGUGGGCCAGACGUUCUGCGUGGUGGUGGUCUCCUUCCUGCGGAUUUUAGCUACCCUAUAG
Molecule: messenger RNA, 314 nt
Organism: Tinamus guttatus (white-throated tinamou)
Lineage: Eukaryota; Metazoa; Chordata; Aves; Tinamiformes; Tinamidae
Source: RefSeq, a predicted model, not a curated record